AUGACAGAAUUCGCACUUACUACUGAUAGUACUACUACUACUACUACUACUACUACUACUACUACUACUACUACUACUACUACUACUACUACUACUACUACUACUACUACUACUACUACUACUAAUACUAAUACUACUACUACUACUACUACUACUACUACUACUUCUACUACUACUACCACUACUACUGCUACUUCUACUACUACUACCACUACUACUACUAUCACUAAUAAUAGUAAUAAUGGUAAUAGUAAUAAACAACAUUAA
Messenger RNA from Schistosoma rodhaini, 267 nucleotides. Lineage: Eukaryota; Metazoa; Platyhelminthes; Trematoda; Strigeidida; Schistosomatidae. The record is from the annotation of a GenBank genome assembly.